GAAAUGAGCUCAUUACAAUCACUGUUUUCUCUUUAUAAGCAAAAGUGCGUCACGAAAUAUCAAAGAGGUAUCGCUAAAGUUACCGACACGGAGGUUGAUAAGUGGGCUGAAGAAUCGGUAAACGUUGAAAGGGGAGAACCUUCGGUCCGCAGAUCGCCUCGACCAAUGAAACGCGUUAACUACGCCGAAGAUGAUUCAGACGAAGAGAGGAAUAUGAGGAGAGUAAAUGGUACUGCUCAUUCGCCAUCGACGGAAUAUCCACAACCUAGAACCCCACCACAAGCUCCUCGGGAUUUAACUCCAUUGAAAACAACUCCGAAUAAGCGACCGCGUAAUAACGAGGAAAUUCAGCACUCUACAAUGGACCGAAAUAUUGGCGAACGGAAAUUUAUUACAUAUCAAAUCUCAUCAAUGUUAAAAUUUUAUGAGAGGACGUUUUUGAAUCUUAACUUCGAUUGGAUUGAAAGCCAUGCAUCUUCGGCAAAAAUAACAAAAUCCGCAACAAAUUCAGGCAUAGUUAAAGUAGAUUCCAAGGCACUCGGUAUUUAG
Messenger RNA from Paraglomus occultum, 549 nucleotides. NCBI's taxonomy places the organism in Eukaryota, Fungi, Glomeromycota, Glomeromycetes, Paraglomerales, Paraglomeraceae. The record is from the annotation of a GenBank genome assembly.